AUUAGGUUAGAUGAUAUAGUUGUGUAGGCAUGUAUUAGAUUAAGUUAGGUUAUUUGUUAGAUGAUGUAUUAUAUUAGAGAUUGUUUUGUAGUUGUUAGAUGAUGCAGUUCUUAUAGAAGAGUUUGAAAUAUAUGAUAGGUGUAUGAUAGGUGUAUGUAUAUGAUAGUUCUUAUAGAAGGGUGUAUGUAUAUGAUAGGUGUAUGAUAGGUGUAUGUAUAUGAUAGUUCUUAUAGAAGGGUGUAUGUAUUUGCCUUUGUUUAUUUUUUUACAAAAUAAACUUACUAAAUUCGAUGUAAUUUUUUGUAGGAUGGCGGAUGAUAAUGACCCUUGGUAUGAUGGAUUAAUAGAAGAGUUUAACAGAGUGCACCGUGGUCGUGCAAUUGAGAAUCGUAAGGUAUGAUGGAUUAAUCGAAGACUUGUCAAUUAUUUGUGUUUGUCGUACUGAUAUGUUGCAGAAUGUAGUAGCUAUGCGCAUGAGGGGUCAUGGUGCAAAUGACUUUUCAUACGACGUGUGAUAUGAGCCAUACAUUUCAAGGUUGGGUCUGCUGCCCUUUGUUUUGCAAUUCAAGAAGAACCCACCAUCGGUGAACCAUGAAGCCCUCACCGCACUGACUGAUUGUUGGAGGCCCGAGACACACUUUUUCCACCUUCCUUGUGGGGAGAUGACGAUGACCUUAGAGGACAUGGUCAUGAUAAGCUGCCUUCCUCUCAACGGCGGGUCAUGCCAGUGCCGUUAACUGGCGACAGCGGGUUGACGUCUUAAUUGGUGUUGAACCCCCUCCCCAUCUGACAGGCAAGCCUGAUGCCUCAAAAGUGAAGCAUUCAUGGUUAAAAGAAGUGAGAGGAGCACCGUGCCUUGCGGAUGUCGAUGAUAUUGUCGUGCAGCAAUAUGCUCGGGCCUAUCACUGGUAUAUAUUAACCAAAGUAGUCUUCACAGACGCAACCGGUAACUCGGCACUCUAGAUGUAUUUGGAGCGCCUAAGGAACUGGAAUAUUCAGUUUAGCUGGGGUUCAGCAUCACUAUCAUACUUGUAUCGUCAGUUGGAUCAGGCUCAAUGAGAAUAAGAGAAUCAUCUUCAUUGUGUGGGUUUGUGUGGAGUUUCUCUGUGUGGAUGUGGGAGCGGUUGCCGGUUGGACGACCCAUGUUAAAGAACCCUGAUAACCCAAAACCCCAAUCCACAUGAAAGACUUCAUGAUGAAGAUCCAUAUCGUCGUCCGACAGUUGCUUAUCAUUGGAAUCAGGUGUCUGUUUACACAUGAAGCUCUCGUGUGCGAUACAAGUGUUAUGUGAACGAGUUGGAUACCUUAACUGCUGAGCAGGUUUUCUGGCGGCCUUAUGAGGAAGAUCGUGAGUACGACCUCAAUCAGAUGUGCACGCGUGAUAGUAAUAUUUGGAGGUCUAGGUGUCCAAUGAUAUGCUUUUACGCUGUCGAGUUCCACUUUGUAGACCGUGUUGCCAGGCAAUUUGGGAAACGCCAAGGUAUUCCAACUGAGGAGACCAGGAGUGCAAUCACAAGUCUGCAUGGGUUCAGUCGAAGGAACAAUCAAGAUACAUCGGAUUGGGCUGCCAAACACCAUCACCGGAUAUCAAUGUGGAAUCAGAGAGCAACGUUAAUUGACAAAGAGAAUAGACCCCACAAUGAUUCUGCCUACCAGAAUUAUCUUGUGUGGUAUGCGGAGCGUUACCGGUUGAAGCUUAAGCCAGGUUGGACUAGGGAAGAGUGGUCUGAGUUGGUGUCAGAAGAUCCAUAUGCUGCAGAAGGGUAUCAUGCCUUCAACAUGGUUGUGCGAGAGACCGGAGGGAGUCAAGUGGACUAUGCACCCAUGCAUGACGAACUGGGUAGAGAGUUCCUUAUGUCCGUGAACGAUGCCAAUGUAGCACUUAGUCAUUCCCGAGGAGGUGCAUCAUCUGAGAGAACUCUUAGGACCACGUUGGAGAAGUUUAAGUCAAGGUUCCACAAGUGGGUAGCUAUGCUUUCUUGCCACGGUGCUUAGUCCGUGGACGUGUUUACAGCUGGUACAAGCCGCUCCUCUAGAGCUCGACGUCGUCAACUGACCAUCGAUGACAUAGAAGAAGAAGAACAAAUAGAAGAGGAGACGACACAUGAGCAUGAGGUAGAUAUUGAUGCUCCACAACCGUCACAGUCCAGGAAGAAGAAGACACCACGUGCGGCGAGAAAGAAGAGAUUAAAUUCUCGGUUUUGUAGUCCGGAGUAUAAUCGUAAGCUUUUGCCUAAGGGGAUGCGGUAUGCGGAAGAAGAGGAAGACGAGGAAGAGGAAGAGGAAGAGGAGGAAGAUAUAGAAGAGGAAGAGGAAGAAGAGGAGUCUAGCGAAGAAGAGGAGGAGGAAAUGCCUACAAGAAAGGGGAAAGCCACGAAGAGAGGAAGGAGGAAGUGAAGUGAAGUGCCAUUGAUAUGUUAUGAAUAAUUUGUGAACUUGUCGUGUAGUGAACACCUAUUUGAUCUUGAAUUCAUGAACUUGUCGUGUAGUGAACACCUUAUGUUAUCUUGAAUUCGUGAACUUGUCGUGAAAUGAAAUGAAAUGCACCUUAUGUUAUGAA
Molecule: messenger RNA, 2560 nt
Organism: Hordeum vulgare subsp. vulgare (domesticated barley)
Lineage: Eukaryota; Viridiplantae; Streptophyta; Magnoliopsida; Poales; Poaceae
Product: serine/threonine-protein phosphatase 7 long form homolog
Exons: 6
Coding region: 1369-1995 (208 amino acids)
Source: RefSeq, a predicted model, not a curated record